Purpureocillium lilacinum is the source of this 1023-nucleotide messenger RNA. RefSeq lists its product as uncharacterized. NCBI's taxonomy places the organism in Eukaryota, Fungi, Ascomycota, Sordariomycetes, Hypocreales, Ophiocordycipitaceae. Gene Ontology annotation, molecular function: carbon-sulfur lyase activity. The record is from RefSeq and is a predicted model, not a curated record.
AUGGUUACGACAAGGAGCAUGAAAAGCGGACAAAAGUCGGCGUCGCCACAGGGGAGCAAUGGCGAGCAAAACCCGGAGCCAGCCAAGCGCGCUGCUGUUCCCAAGGAGAAGAAGCAGCCCGUGCCAGCAGUGGCCGUCGAGGACACGAACGCACAGCACAAGCCACAGCUGCGUACGUACAGAGGCAAUUGCCACUGCAAAGCCUUUGUGUACGAGGUGGAGCUCCCGGAGAUCAAGUCUGCCUUCGAAUGCAAUUGCAGCAUCUGCCACAAAAAGGGCUACCUCUGGGUCUUCCCCGGCGAUGGCAGGUUUGAGAUUGUCAAGGGCACCGACGAUACCCUUGCGCGGUACACCUUCGGACCGGAGAAGCUUACGCAUAGGUUCUGCCCGACUUGUGCCACCCCGGUCAUGGGGGAGUUUGUCGAGGGGAACAAGCGCGCUCUAAACGUCCGAGCCAUACAGGGUGUCAACACCUGGGCCCUGGAGAAGCAGCCCUACGACGGCGCCGCCCUAGGUGAAAAGUAUGUGCCUCCGGAGCACAAGGGGCCCCUUCCUCCGGCAAUCGACGGCCACAAGCUGUACACGGGCUCGUGCCAUUGCGGGGCCGUGACCUUGGCCUUCAUGAGCAAGCCUCUCGACGAAACGUUUACCGACCUCACGGCCGAGUGCAAUUGCAGCAUUUGCGGACGGAACGGCUAUCGAUGGACCUACCCGAGCAACAAGCGUGUUGUCCUGUUCGCCAGCGAUCCCGCCAACCUCGGGCGCUACAGCUUCGCGCGCCACGUCCUCAACAAGACCUUUUGCAGGAUUUGCGGCGUAUGCAUGACAAACGAGUACAGCGACCUGAGCGAGGAGGAGCGCAAGGCGCUGGGGGCGCUGCCGGCCCGCGGGUUCGCCAAGAGCAUGAAAACGCAGCACCCGCUAAACCUGCGAGUCUUCCCCGAUGUGGACUUGGCCAGGUUGAGGGCGCCCAAGCUGAACGACGGGGCCAAGAUUAUUUCGCCGCGGUACGUGAAUCCGUAG